AUGUCUGAAGACAACGUCCUGCAACUGUCAACACAGAACGGGUCACGACGCUCUGUUAGAGAAAAUAACUUUCCCAAUCCUAGAAAUACGGGAAUGAGUGGUCACUCUGGCUCGCCUAAUCUGCCUCCUCAUUCGGCCUCUCUGGAUCAUCUUGAUCUCAGAUCAACUCCUCAAUUGGACGUGCCGUUGGCCCCUGAGUCGGGCGCUAAGAGCACUUAUAAGGAGCUGCUUCGGUAUUUUCCCAAUUCGGGCUUUUUGGGGGAGAGUAGUACUGUUGGCGUUUCAGUGCCAAACACAUUUAAGCAUAAGAAGCAUCCUAACGCCAAAACAAAAGAUCGUAUAGGCAUGGCUCCCGUGGACGAGUCCAAUGAUUCCGUUAAAGAUUCAGCUAAUUCACAACCGGUGAAAACAAGCACCUUGAAGGGUCUUGUUCAACAGGGAACUCAGGAAUCUUCAAAGCAUAACGAAACGCCGUCAUGGAUGCCCCAGGUGCUCAGAGAAGAGUGGCUGAAGGGUAACGCUACUGAAUUCGAGGACAACGCUCAACCAACUAAUGUACCUAAUCUUGACUUCUUGGGCGCUCCUGAAGCUAAUACUUUCAUUCAUAACCCUCAGAAUUCUCAGGAACAACCCGUCACACCAAUGUGGAAACGCAUGUCGAAAGAUUACAUGCUGAACACACGGGCCGAGCCUCUCCAAAGCAUAUUUCAGUCGAACGACGAGUCCAAGCAUUCUUCCAACUUGCAUCCCUCCCAAUCAAAGUCGAUGUCACAGCUCAACGUGAAGAACCAGAAUACUUCAAGAAACGGCAACUCGGCGGGCUUCUCAUACUCGUCCGCCUUCUCCACUCCUGUCGCCACUAAAGAUGGCGAUAUUCACUUGACACAGCAACAAAUGAAUCAACUUGAAGAUAUUCUUGAGAAAGCAAAAGACAAGCCCGAUGAUUAUGAGAUAAAAGGUUCUCCACUAAAAUUAUUUGGCAGCGACUACGACACUUUCACGAAGGUAUUUCUUUCUAAGUUUGUGGACAAGGUGCGUUCCACCACGAAUAGUGCCCAAAGGACCACGCGUAGUGUUUCCAUUCUGCAAGCACCUGUUCCCAAGCUAGAGAUUCAAAAGUUCACCAAGGCUGGCGAUUACACAGACCAGGAUUUCAUGAAGAAUGCCAAUAAUGUUUUCGCUCACAUCCAACAAAGAGGUUAUAAGCCAAAUCAUUUUUCAAAGGGCUCGGACCAUAGCAUUAGCUUUCAGCGGUCCAUUGAACAUAAUACUGUGACAUCUACGCCAAAGGCUGAUAAAGUGAAUGACAUCGACGUAAUCGCUCCACUUGAUGAAUAUUCCUCGUUUUCCACAAACUUUGGAGAUAGUUCGAAUGACUCACAAUUGCAUCACGAUCCUAAAGAUUCCACUAAUCAUCAGAAUGACUACACGUCGUUUGAUAGAUCGCUCACUUCAAAAAGCAACCCGACUCAUACCGAAAGCGGAGCUGAUCAGCCUGCUGAUAACGUCAGUGUUUAUACCUUUGAUGAUGCAAGUGAAAGCGAAUCAAACGGGCCACCUUCAAUACCCGAAGAACCCACCUUGGAAUAUGAUGAGCCCCUCGAGAACACUAAGAUUAGGUCUCACCAAGGCUCCGAUAAACUAGAUGUUCCUAUCCCACCAAAUCAAUUCAGUAGUUCAAUGUCUUCGGUUAAAAGACACCUGAAGGACACGGACAACCGUAUCAACUCCAUGGAGAGAGAUUUUGAUUUUGAUGAUGAAAGGAUUGUUCCUCCAAUCGUUUGGAAGAGACCCUCUCGCUUGAAGCUUUCCAAGGAGCAGCAACGAGUGAUGCUGAACAGCAAUCUCGGCAACCAGAUAACAAAAGGUACGGUCAAGCCUGGUAAGUUCCCUGAACAGUAUGGAGAUAUGAUAUACGAUAAUCGAAACAACAGAUGGGUCUCUAAUGACAAAGAGAACGAUUAUCCAGGAAGUCUCGAUUCAAUUCUUGAUUUGCCCACCGAGUCUCCGCUUACACAGCAUGAAGUUGAAAAAGAUACAAAAGAGACAAGUAUUCUCAAACUGUCUAGAAAGCCGUCUGCGAAAGACAGGAACUUGGAAGUUUCAUUUCAAAUUCCUGAUAGGUCUGUUGAAAGUGUUCGUGAAGACCAUGCUGAUCCCAAUGUCACUAAACUUUCCGACAUGGGUGAAGUCACAUUCUCGCAAACACACAAACGUCUUGUGUCUUUGGUCACUGGUCUUGCUGAUUCUCAUUUAUGGAACGAGAUUGCUUUCAUUGACUUGUCCGGUAACCAGCUUGAAAAUGUGGAAGGCUUGCAAAACUACCUUCCAAAUGCCAAGAGACUUGAUUUGGCCAACAACUACAUCAGAUACCUCAAGGGUCUUCCACUGGACUGCCUUGAACUAAAUGUCUCGCAGAACUCCCUUGACGGCAUGGCCUCUUUUGCCGAGUUUCACGAUUUACAAGUGCUUGAUAUCCUGGCAAACUCGUUCGAGAAUCUAGAGACCCUUCAAGGAAACAUCCAUAUGACGAGACUCGAUGCAAGCAAUAAUAUGAUCAGGUCGAUGGAAGGAGUAAAGAAGUUGAGCGGGCUCACUUAUUUGGACCUUUCGCAGAACGGCCUUGGUGGAGAGAUUGACUUUUCGCAAUACGAACUUCCGAACCUUCAAGAAUUGAAUUUGUCAGAGAACAAGAUCCGUUCAGUCAUUGGUAUCGAGAACCUACCCAAUUUGAGGAUCCUCAACUUGAAUGAAAACAACUUGACGAACUUGUCGUGUCAGGGAUCCCAUCCUCAUCUUAAGAAGCUUUUAUUGAAGUUUAACCGUUUAAGGUCGCUCAACUUGGAUCUGUACCCGCUUUUGAGAACCUUGAGAAUCGAUGGAAACGCACUCUCAAGUAUUUCGAAUCUUCGGAAGCUCAAAUUUUUGCAAGAAGUUUCAGCCAAAUGUCAGGAUAAAGCCGAGGUCGCCAUGAAUAUUUUCCACGGGUCCCUUGAUGCAGUUACCAUUGAUCUUUCUGGAAAUACCUUCGUUUCCAAUAUGUUCCAAGCUGCAAACUCAGGUUCGAUAACGUUGGAUCCCUUCAUGAAUCUCAAUCGGUUAAAUCUAUCCGCUGUUGGUUUGACAAGUAUCCCAGAUAGCUUUGGUGAAAUCUAUGCAAAUGUCAGAGAGCUCAAUUUGAAUUUCAAUAAGCUCACUGACAUCAGUGGUCUUGGUAAAUUGAGACGCCUCAAAAGCCUCAAUCUCUUGAGCAAUAACAUCGAAAGAAUCGAGAUGGUCCUUACCAGCUUGAACAGCUCCCGCAGAACUUUGAAAGUCCUCGAUAUGAGAUUGAACUCCAUGAACUUCGAGUUAUACCCUUAUGUCUUCAAUCCCUUGGAACGCGAAGCUACGAUUGAAGCAGGUUUGCAGCUCAAAACAGGGCCAAUUCAACUUGAAGCAUUGGAUGAUAUAGAGAACUUCUCCAUCCACUACAAUUCAUUGAUUAAGAGCAAAGAGGAAUGGCAAUUGCGAGACGAGGAUUUCUUGAGAAACUUGCAAGCCAGAAACGGCAGUAACAGGGUUUCUGAGAGAAUGAACUACGAGGCAAUUCUCAUCAACUUCUUUACUCACAUGAGAGAGCUCGACGGAACGAACCACUUUGUUGACUGCAGAAUCAUAAAGGAGCGGCUCCCACAUGUCCAAGAGGGCUCAGAGCCUGAGGAUUUCGAAAAGGUCUUUGAUUGGGUCAUGACAGGUACGGAGGUGCCAAUUGAGGGUACUCAUAAGAUCCACUUCAAACAUGAUAUCAAUCUGAAGGAAGUUGUGGAGUCUGUGAAAAGCGGUAAGCCAAUUGAAGAGUGUAAGGAUGAGGAAGAUAUUGGAGAGUUCGGACCUGUUGAAGGUAGUGAGGACCGCCAGGAAACGGGAAUUCUGACCCAUCCAGUCACUGGUAAGCUCAACCCGUAUGUUGAAAUAUGGAGGUCAUUGGACCCUGACGAGUACACUCCAGACCAGGAGGUCAGAGAGAAGGAUAAGCUGGUGAGAAGUGUUGUUUGGGAAGUUGCUCUGCCCGAUCAUAAAGGCAAAUUGGUCAGGCUUGGAAAUUGGGUUCAAGGCGUGAUUUAUUCCUAUAAGGAACCAGUCCACAGAUUAAGCAUCUUGCGCAGUUUCUAUAACAACCAAACGCAGAAAUGGGAACCACAAAUCAAGUAUGGCCUUUUGGAAUUCCCUAAAACAUUUGACCAGCAGGUUGGAGAAGAACUUAUCGCUCAAGGAGUCAAGUGGCAGUGUGUGGAGAUGAACUUGUUCACUCAGGUGUUUUUCACCAUCAUGUACUCCGACUUGGAGAGUGACUACAUCAACCCAAUUGAGUUGUGUAACAAGUUGAACCCUUGGUUCAUCCCAGAGGCUUCUGUUCACAUCUUCUUGAGUGCUCUUUUCUUGGUCAAUGGCUUCUGGUUUGUGUUCUUGUUGAACUUGCCAUUGCUCGCAUACAACGUCAACAAGUUCCUUAGCAAGAACCACUUGCUUGACGCUACCGAAAUCUUCAGAACUUUAUCCAGGCACAAGAAGGAGUCGUUCCUUAAGUUAGCUUUCCAUUUGGUCAUGUUCUUCUUCUACUUGUACAGAAUGAUUAUGGCUUUGGUGUCUGACGAGUAA
This is a messenger RNA of Candidozyma haemuli, 4641 nucleotides long. RefSeq lists its product as uncharacterized. The transcript has 3 exons. The record is from RefSeq and is a predicted model, not a curated record. Gene Ontology annotation, molecular function: protein binding. Bases 1 to 4641 code for a protein of 1546 amino acids. Gene Ontology annotation, biological process: vesicle-mediated transport. NCBI's taxonomy places the organism in Eukaryota, Fungi, Ascomycota, Pichiomycetes, Serinales, Metschnikowiaceae.